This is a messenger RNA of Cavia porcellus (domestic guinea pig), 3531 nucleotides long. Its product is annotated as zinc finger protein OZF-like. Gene Ontology annotation, molecular function: DNA-binding transcription factor activity, RNA polymerase II-specific; RNA polymerase II cis-regulatory region sequence-specific DNA binding. Gene Ontology annotation, cellular component: chromatin; transcription regulator complex; nucleus. The record is from RefSeq and is a predicted model, not a curated record. Gene Ontology annotation, biological process: regulation of transcription by RNA polymerase II. The transcript is spliced from 5 exons. Bases 226 to 2160 code for a protein of 644 amino acids. NCBI's taxonomy places the organism in Eukaryota, Metazoa, Chordata, Mammalia, Rodentia, Caviidae.
GACACUUCCGGUGUCAUGGUGCCGCAGUGACCACUGAGUGACUUGCUGAGAGGACCUGGCUGACUAGACCGCUUUGUUGUGUGAUUUCUCCUGGCUGUGCGCUGCAUUGGAAGGAUCCUGGGAGACCCUCAAGCACGCAAUGUUGGAUUCUUCUCUGGUUUUGGAAUCAAGGUAAUACUUGCUUCCAGGAGUGAUUUUGAGCCCUUGACCUUGGAGGAUGUAUCUAUGAACUUCACCAUGGAAGAGUGGGCUUUGCUGAAUCCAUCCCAGAAGAAGCUCUACAGAGAUGUGAUGUGGGAAACAUUUAUGAAUAUGACUGCUAUAGGGAGGACCUGGGAAAACCAGCAAGUUGAACAAGAAUACAAAUGUUUGCCAAGAAAUCUAAGAAAUGAAGAGGUAGUAAAAUGGUAUCAACACAAACCUUGGAAUCAAUAUGAAAAUCUGUUCUUUUGGACUCCAGGUGCUAAUAUGGAUAUGCAACAAGCUGCUUUAAAAGUAGCUGAAAAUUUUGUCUGUAGUGAGCUCCUGAUUGGGAAUUUAUCACAAAAUGAACUCAUUUUUCCUUACAUUGGCCUGAAGCCAGAUGAAUGUUUGAGAUUUGAUGACCAGCUGUGUAUAUUUAAUGAACAUGGAAAAAUCUGCAGUGAUCUCCAGUCCUUUCUCAAACAUGCAGGAAUACAGACAGGAAACAUGCCUUUUCAACAUGAGCAAUAUGGGAAAAGCUGCUGUGCACAUAGUGAAAGAACUCACGUUGGAGACAAGAUCAUUGUAGGUAAGAAAAGUGUGGAAGUCUCCAGGACUCCCAGUGCUGUUCAGAUUUAUGGAAGUGUUCACACUGGGAGGAAACCAUGUAUAUGCAAGCGAGAUGGGAAAACUUUCAGUACUCAAAGCUGUUUUAAAAUUCAUGAAAGAUUUCACAUGGAGGGGAAACACUACAUAGGUAACCAAUGUGGGAAAGCAUUCAGCACACACAAAACCUGUGAAAGACCUAGAAGAAGUCACACUGGGGAGAAACUAUUUCUGUGUAAGCAGUGUGGAAAAGCAUUUACUACAAAGUAUUCUUGUAACAUACAUGAAAAGAUUCAUGCAGGGGAAAAGCCUUUUGUUUGCAAGCUAUGUGGGAAAGCAUUCACUACGCACAGUUAUUGUCAAAUACAUGAAAGAUGUCACACUGGGGAGAAACCCUAUGCAUGUAAGCAGUGUGGGAAAGCAUUUAGCACAAUUGGUUAUUGUAAAGUACAUGAAAGAAUGCACACCGGGGAGAAAUCUUAUGUAUGCAGGGAAUGUGGGAAAACAUUCAGCGUAUACAGUAACUGCCAAAGACAUGAAAGAACUCACACUGGAGAGAAACCUUAUGUGUGCAAGCAAUGUGGAAAAGCAUUUACUACAUACAGAUAUUGUCAAAUACAUGAAAGAUGUCACACUGGGGAGAAACCUUAUGUGUGCAAGGAAUGUGGGAAAGCAUUCACUACAAAGAGUUCUUCUAAAAGGCAUGAAAAAAGUCACACAAGGGAAAAAGCUUAUGUGUGCAACCAAUGUGGAAAAGUAUUCCCUACACACAAAGUUCAUAAAAGACAUGAAAGAACUCAUGCUGGGGAGAAACGUUAUUAUGUAUGCAAGAAAUGUGGUAAAGCAUUCACUUCAAAGCAUAGUUGUAAAAUACAUGAAAGAACCCACACUGGGGAGAAACCUUAUGUGUGCAAGGAAUGUGGGAAAGCAUUCACUUUGCGGAGUACUUGUAAAAAACAUGAAAGAACUCACACUGGGGAGAAACCUUAUAUGUGUAAGGAAUGUGGAAAAGCAUUCACUAGGUUGUAUUCUUAUAAAAUACAUAAACGAAUUCACACUGGUGAGAAACCUUAUGUGUGCAAGCAAUGUGGAAAAGCAUUUACUACAAAGAAUUCUUAUAACAUCCAUGAAAGAACUCACACAGGAGUGAAACCUUAUGUGUGCAAGGAAUGUGGGAAAGCCUUCUCUAUAAACCAACACUGUCAAAAACAUGAAAGAAUGCACACUGGUGAGAGACCUUAUGUGUGCAAGCAUUGUGGAAAAGCAUUCACUACAAAGAAUUCUCAUAAUAGACAUGAAAAGAGUCACACUGUGGAAAAACCUCUUGUGUGCAAGCAACGUGGAAAAGCAUUCACUACAGAGUUAUUAUAAAGAAUGUGAAAAAAUUCACACGGAAAAAACCAUAUGUUUGCAAGCAAUGUGAGAAGGCAUUUGCUACACACAGGUAUCUCUAAAGCCAUUAAAAAAAUUACAGUGAAGAGAAACUUUAUGUAUGCAAUGAAUGUGGGAAAACAUUCUUUACACAAUAAUGCUGUCAAAUACAUGAAAAUACUCAAACACUGGGGGGAAACUAUGAGUUCAAUGAAUGUUGAAGAGCAUUCACAACAAAGGGUUCUUACUGUGUACAUGAAAAAGUCACAUAGGGAAGAAACCUAUGCUUGUUUCCCUAAGGAAACAAGCAAGUAGUGUGGAAAGGCAUUCACUUCACAGAUAUUGCCAAAGGCAUGAAAAAACUCACACAGAUUAGAAUCCCUAGCGUGGCAGUCUUAUGAAAAAAGAUUUGCUACUAUAUCUUCAACUUAUCUAGAUCUCACACUGGGUAGGAACGCUUUGUGUUUAAGUGAUGUGAAGAAAGCAUUCAAUAUACACUUUUUACAAAAUAGAAACAAGUUACACUGGAGAGAAUCCCUAAACAUGUAAGCCUAUUUUGAAAAUCUUGUGAAAAUUCUUCAUAUAGUGGAGAUAUGUACAAAUUAAAUGGGAACUUUGUUAUCAUUUCUUCAUAAAUUUUCCAGAAAAAACCACUCUGAGGGAGAUACCCUAGAAUGUAUUCCUUUUGUGUUUCAGUAAAUGUCUAAGUAUCCAUGUUUUUUACUAUAAAAAAUACAGACAUAUUUUUGUGUAAGUCAUUGUCUUUCAAGUUAAUAUAUAGUAUUUUCUAAUUAAAUAGGGGGAAUUGAAUUUUAUUUCUCACUUCAAGUAGGAUUAGUAUUUGUAUAGUUUUGAUUUUGUUUUGUUUUUAAUAUUGGGAAGUAUGCCCUUUAAGGAAACAAAUUUUAUUGUUUUUUAAUUGAUGGAAUUUCCCAGUAACUUUGAUUUUAGUUUUCAUGGUAUAUAUAUAUAUAUAUAUAUAUAUAUAUAUAUAUAUAUAUAUAUAAAACAUUGGUUGUAAAAUAAUUUUUUAAAUUUAAAGUUAUAGUAUGUAUGCAUGUAUAUGCAUAUUUAGAGAUGUGAACAUUGAGUUUUAAAAAUACGAGUUGUUUUCAUACAAUCUGUAUAUUAGAAAACCUUUGGUUUUUCAUAUCCUAGUAGAACACCUGGAUAUAUCCCAACAUAUCAAGUUUGUAAUUUCAUGUAUUUUGCUUUCAAGUCUAUGUUAGUAUUAUGAUUUACAUAACAUUUUGUUUUCUAUUCACCAACAUUUGGCUUUUUAUGCUUAUAUUUUUAUGAACUCAAAUUCAUUGUAAUUUUAUUAACAGUUAUACCAAAAAAUAAACCAUACUGUUUUUGAUUGUGUAAGAA